AUGGACAAUCGCAGAAUGAAGACCGUCCAGGUAUUGUCCUCCGUGAGCUCUACAGAGUCCUCACCUGCUACGACGGAGACAGUUGGGUCCAAUCGGACUGCAUUGAUUAUUGAUGGAUCUUAUGCGAUGAUUGGAGCUCGUAGUCUGGGGGGCAAGAUCGAUUACGUCAAGCUCCGUGCAGCACUGGAAGAGCAGGCAUCGACGCAGUUUGGAGAUUGCUGGUUCUUCGACCAGAAUCCCUCGACGCAGCGGCUUCAUCCAGCUUUAACAGUGGAGUAUAACAGGUUGAAAUUUGCGCCACCAGAUGGGCCCCAGUUUCAAGUCAGCUUGUUUCCUAUGAAAAAGUACAACUGCCAUUGUAGAAGAUGUGGUAAUCAUUUUACGCAGAAUGUGCAGAAGGGUGUUGACAAUGGAAUUGCAACCAAGAUCCUGUCUCUCGCCUAUGAAAAUAUUUGCGACCGCUUUGUUUUAUUUGCGGGUGAUGGCGAUUUUUAUAGCUCGCUGAGCCACGUUCGAAACGUGUUGCGAAAGGAUAUCUGGGUAAUGGGUUACCGAGGGACAGUAUCUGGGGACCUCCAGCAGCUGGCGUCGCGAGUUAUUUGGAUGGAUGACCUAUGGUCUCAAGUAAAAAGUAUUCGGCAUCUCAACUACCACGAGCAAGGCGGUAAAGACGAAGGGCGAAAGCAUGAAGGGUGUAGGGAUGAAGUGCGAUGGUUUGAGGAUCACAAAGGUGAAGACUUUCAGCUUAGUAACGACUCAACCUUACCUUUCGAUGAUGCACAAGACGUUGGUAAUAGUCGCCAAGUGGUCAUUGCACCUCGUUCUCACCAGAGAGGUCGUGGUCGUGAUUGGCGCUUAAACGGAAGAGAUCGAGGAAAAAAUGGUCGUAGACGCAGCCGGUCUCGAUCGAGGGAUCGACCGCGUGGAAACCAGCAUAGCAGCGAAGUUACGGCUACACAUGCAGUCACUGACGCUGAUGCAACAACAACACAUUUUCAAUCGGGAGCGGCAAUGAGGAAUCCGAAGGCUGGAGGAAAACGCGAACGCGAGUGGGGAGGCAAAAAUGGCAAAAGACGGAAAAGAAGUGACACAGACAAGCGCGAACAAAAGCGGUCAAAACGAGGAGGACGUUGGGGCAAACAGGCAGGCGAUUGUCUAGUUGUCACUUUGUCGGAUAUUAGUUCUGAUGAGGAUACUGGCAAACCGCCAUUGCCUGUGCCACUGGGGCCAGCGACAGGGGCACCCGUAAUGAUAGCGCAGGGCCAUGAUUUUUCUGGGGUGGAUGAAAUUAUCAAUCUCGCUUCUGACACGGACAGUGAUUGA
Molecule: messenger RNA, 1323 nt
Organism: Peronospora farinosa
Lineage: Eukaryota; Oomycota; Peronosporomycetes; Peronosporales; Peronosporaceae
Source: the annotation of a GenBank genome assembly